Molecule: messenger RNA, 1023 nt
Organism: Anisakis simplex (herring worm)
Lineage: Eukaryota; Metazoa; Nematoda; Chromadorea; Rhabditida; Anisakidae
Source: the annotation of a GenBank genome assembly
AUGAGAUGUCGAAUGAAUCGCUCGACAGGUGUUGAUUAUUUGGAGCCGUUUGAACCAGGUGAGUUAGUCGAUGGUUUGGAAGGAAUUGGUGUCGUCGAAAUGGCGUCUCCAGCUUGUAACUUUGAAGUGGGUGACCUGGUGACUUCUGUCGGUCGAUUAUGGCCAUGGAGUCGACUGUUUGUGGCUGAUCACUCAGAUCUGGUUAAGGUGAAUUUGCCACGUGGUUACUCGCCGUCAAUAAUACUGAGUUGCGUUGGUAUAUCAGGUAUGACCGCGUUGUUGGGUAUCCGCAAGAAAGCCGCAAUCGACCCAACAAAACCGCAAACGAUUGUCGUCUCAGGUGCGGCCGGAUCGUGUGGUUCUCUAGCUGGACAGAUAGCUAGGUUAGAUGGAUGUACGAGAGUGGUGGGUAUAUGUGGAGCGCCAGAGAAAUGCGAAGUUUUAAUGAACGAGUUAGGCUUUGAUGGUGCGAUCAACUAUAAAGCUGAAUCGGUACCGGAUCGAUUGAGGACACUGGCACCUGACGGCGUUGAUAUUUACUUUGAUAAUGUCGGCGGUUUCGUUAGUGAUGCGGUUAUUGCACAGAUGAAUCAAGGAGGUCGUGUGGUUUUAUGCGGUCAGAUUGCCGUGUACAACACGAAUCUACCGUACCCGCCGCCGAUACCCGAGAAGACUGCAGAAAUUAUCGCCGAACGAGGCAUUCGAAGAGAACGUUACAUUGUGCUGUCAUAUAAAGAUGACUUGGACUCAACAAUAGCACAGUUAUCUACAUGGUUACAAGAGAAAAAAUUGAAAGUAAAAGAAACAAUCUAUGAAGGCCUGGAACGUGCACCUGAAGCGUUUGUGGAUAUGAUGCGAGGAGCUAGAGCCGGAACGAUGGAUGUUUUGGAUGCGCAACAAACUGUGCUAACAAAUGCGGAAAUGUUCCAAUUGAUCAACGAACGACGCAGACAGCAGUCUACCGUACCGAAAGAUCAGCGUGUGAAGGCGCUUGGAACUGUGAUCUAUGAGGUAGACCUAUGA